UGGCUGGUUGUGUUACCUGGCCGUGGGUGGCCGGAGGGUCGGCGGUAAUGUGGGGGGCAAGAGGAGUCGGGGUAGCCGCGGCGAGCGUCUCCUUGAGCGGCGUCAAGAACUGCUUUCUGCACUUGCCGACCUGGCUGAUUUCUUACCUCCGACUGCAGCAGGAUCAAAUUGUGAAAGUUUCUUGGGGGAAUCAAUCAGUAUUCUUGGGUUGGAUGGAAAGCAGACAUCAACGUCAAACAGAAGAAAACAUUGUUGAAAUAAACAGACAAUUAGCAGGCACGCUUGGCAUCAAAAAUGGACAACAGGUAUUCCUUGAACCCUGUUCUCAGGUUUUAUCCUGUCAGCAAGUAGAAGUAGAACCAAUGUCAGCAGAUGAUUGGGAAAUACUGGAGCUGCAUGCAUUGUCCCUGGAAAGGCAUCUUCUUAAUCAAAUUCGAAUAGUAUUUCCAAAAGCUAUUUUCCCGGUGUGGGUUGAGCAACAUACUUGUAUCUAUAUCCAGAUUGUUACUCUAAAGCCCCAAGCUCUUUAUGGAAGACUUGAAGCUUGCACAGAGCUUCUUGUAUCUCCUAAAUUACGGCAGUGUGAAGGUAGUUCUACCAUGGUGCCUUCCCAGAAAGAUGACACUGUGCAAGAAGAUGGCCCUGAAACUGAAUUAAAACCGAGAAAAAGAAAUGAGGAGCCACACUCCAAAGAAACACAUUUAAAUAGGCAACUUCAGCAGCAUCAGCCAAAUGCAAAGGGAUUACUGAGUGCAAAUAUUUUCCCAAACAUUUGGAAUUUACUUCGGAACAUAUUUUUUUAUAAUUCUGAAAAGAAACAUGAGCUUUCUAAUGGUAUUGAGGAACUGAACGCUGCUAAAAAUCGUCUCUUAAACUUGAUUCAGGUGGAUUCUGUUUUUAGAGUAUGUCAAAGGCAGCUUCCCAGCAUGAAAAACACACUGGAAACAUGCACAUUUCAGGAAUACAACACUGUUUUUGUUUUUCCAUGGAAUGAAGUAUAUCCCGUUUUAGAAGCUAAUACUCAGGUUUCUUAUGGGAAAAUUAGUAAGCUACUUUCUCCAAAACAGCAAAUGCAAGAGUUAAAGUAUCAUCUAACCUCAAAGAAAGAGAAACAUCUGUUUAACACAGAAAAGCAAUUUACUUUGAGUAAGGUUCAAGAACCUAAUGAGUUUUCUGUUGUGCAAAUAAUAUGGAAUGGAUUUGAGGAUCUAAAGGAUGCCCUAAUGUUCAAUAACAAUGUGGAUCAACUGCAUGUUGGAAAAAUUUGGAUACCUGAACUAUUGAGAAAGAAGCUAGAUAUAGAAAUGCAUGCUGCUGUCAGAAUCACGUCAAUCAGUUCAGAUCCUAAAAUUCCAACCUCUCUUAGACUUCAGCCUGAACGCACUUUAAAUAAAGGAAUAAGUGAAAAAGACAUUAAAGAUGCAUUUAAGUUGUGGCUAGAGGAUUACAUUAGGCUUCCCUUGAUAACAGCAGAAACAAGUUAUUUACAAUUGGCACUUAAUUCGGGCCUGGAAGACUUUGUCCUCACUAUAGUCACUUAUGACACCAAAGAAGAGAAAGCCAGAAAUACUUUCAUCUUGAGCCCUAGCUUACUACAGAAGGCAAAUAUACAAGUUUUGUUACAUCCUGAGUCUCCAGCAUCCAGUGGUAGUAACUUUCAGUCUUGUUGUGAACAGCCUUCACCAUGGCUCAGUCUAAACUGCUUAGGAGGAGUGGAUAACAUUGGAUUAUCAUCUUUGAAACACAUAUCGCAUAGCCUCUUGACACAUCCCCUGUCUCAAACACUAGCUCCCUUUUGUGCUGGAUUAUGCAGUGGGGGUAUCCUAAUUACUGGAGCAAAGGGAAGUGGCAAAUCAACAUUAGCAAAGGCCAUUUGUAAAGAAGCAUUUGAUAAACUUGAUACUCACUUGGAAGUGAUUGAUUGUAAAGCUUUAAGAGGUAAAAGAUUACAAAGUAUACAGAAGAAGCUGGAAGAAGCCUUCCUAGAGGCAGCAUGGAGACAGCCAUCGGUCAUUCUGUUAGAUGAUCUUGAUCACAUAAUGGGAGUUCCCCUUGCUCUAGAACAUGAGAACAGUCCUAAAGCAGUCCAGAGCACUUGUCUUGCUCAUGUUCUGAAAGAAAUGAUAAAAGAAGUUACUUCCAUGCAGAGUUUGGUUGUACAUAUUGCCACAAGUCUGUCUGAGCAGUCCCUACAUUCUUCCAUCAUUUCUACUCAAGGAAUCCAUAUAUUUCAGUGUUUCCAACAUAUUCAAGUUCCAACUCAGGGGCAAAGAUAUGAAACACUUGACUCCAUAAUAAAAAACAAAUUUGACUUCAGUUUACAGAAAUUCUGUGAUCUUGAUCUCCAUCAAAUUGCAAAGGAAACAGAAGGAUUUGUAGCUAGAGAUUUUACAGUCUUAAUUGAUCGUGCCAUCCAUUCAUGCAUUCUUAGGAGGGGAACUUGCAAAAAAGAAGCAAAAUUAUGGGCUUUUUUGGGUCAGGAACCAGCGGAAAAGACUGGGAACACGUAUCCAGAAUUAUUUGCUAAUCUACCCAUACGGCAAAGAACAGGAAUCUUAUUAUAUGGGGCUCCAGGAACAGGAAAAACUUUAUUAGCAGGUGUAGUUGCCCAAGAGAGUGGAAUGAAUUUUAUCAGCAUCAAGGGACCAGAACUGCUCAGCAAAUACAUUGGAGCAAGUGAACAGGCAGUUCGCAAUAUAUUUAUCAGAGCUCAAGCGGCCAAGCCAUGCAUACUUUUCUUUGAUGAAUUUGAUUCUCUUGCUCCUCGAAGAGGUCACGAUAACACUGGUGUAACUGACCGAGUUGUUAAUCAGCUGCUGACUCAAUUAGAUGGUGUAGAAGGCUUAAAAGGUGUUUAUAUAUUGGCAGCCACUAGUCGUCCUGAUUUGAUUGACCCUGCUCUUUUGAGACCCGGUCGAUUGGAUAAGUGUCUAUACUGUCCACCUCCUGAUCAGGCUUCCCGAUAUGAGAUUUUAAAAGCUCUGAGUCAUUCUCUCCCUUUGGCGCAUGAUGUGGAUUUUCAGUAUUUGGCAGCAAAAACUGAGCAUUUCACUGGGGCAGAUUUAAAAGCUUUAUUAUACAAUGCCCAAUUAGAAGCAGUGCAUGCUAACUUGAACUCAACUUUGCCCCACGAGAUAGGUUCCAGCUCAGAUAGUGAUCUUAGUCUAUCUUCAAUGGUUUUCUUAAAUCAAAGUAGUGGAUCAGAUGAUUCUGGCAGAGAUGGAGAAGGAGGCUUGGAACAAUCAUUAACUUCCCUUGAGCUGUGUGAUCUGCUUCCUGAGGAUCCAAGAUCUAACAUCUAUCGCCUUUACUUUGGCAGUUCCUAUGAAUCUGAACUUGGCAAUGGGACUGCUUCAGAAAUGAGUUCUCAGUGUUUUUCAGCAUCAAACUCCAUAAACCAUGAAUUAACCAGCAUAACUCUGAAGGAUUUAGUAUCUUCUCAGCCUCCAACCUUAAGAACCACUUUACAGGAAGGUUUUCAAGAAUGUAAUCAAGAACAAAUAGAACAACUCAAGUCAGAAAUCAGUGCCAUCAAAGCUAACUACAAAAGCAUGAAUGGAGAGGAAGGCGCUAACUGCAUGACAUCAGUAACCAAGAGAACUUUAAAUGUUACUCAGAUUCAUUUAAUGUCGGCUCUUGAAAGUACAAAGCCCUCCAUUAGUCAAGUAGACUGGAAUAGGUUUGCUGAACUUUAUGAAAAUUUUCAAUAUCCAAAGAGGAAAGAAUCCAGUGGAGCAAUUUUCAAACCAGGACAAAAAGUAACAUUAGCUUAACUUCUGUUAAAGAAGUAGUAAUCAUGUUUACUAAUAAUUUUCUAGCAAAGUGUUUAUUUGUUAAAUUGUAUCUAUGAAAACUCUAUGUUAUUGUUAAUAUUGCAAAGAACAUUUGUUUACUUGUUAAAUUGUAUCUAUCAAUAGUCUAUGUUACUGUUAAUGUGACAAGGACAUUUAACUAUUAAUUACUUCAUUAUUAUUUUGCAUCAUUUUAAUUUUCAAAGUAUGUUCUACUGAAAAUUAUAUUAAAAGCUUUUG
Molecule: messenger RNA, 4031 nt
Organism: Thamnophis sirtalis
Lineage: Eukaryota; Metazoa; Chordata; Lepidosauria; Squamata; Natricidae
Source: RefSeq, a predicted model, not a curated record